AUGGCCUAUCGACGGAAGUCUCCUCCUGCAGCACAGCUUGGCGCACUUCGCCAAUUGCAACUAUUAUGCAAUGUUACUGCGAUGGGACUUCCUUUUCAAGCUCAUAAUGCACAGGUAUUAUUGGAUCAACUGAAAGUACAUAAUACUGUAACAUUUCAACAGUUCACAAAGAAACCCAUUCGAGAAGAGUUCUUUUCCAGCAGAGUGGUUGAUGAUUGUAAGGAAAGUGCCCUCAUUAAAGGUGCUCCAGAGUUUACUUUACCACUUCCAAAACACUUCAUAGAUCCUUCAGAGAAUGAUGAGAACCUUGUGAAACGUGCUUUUUAUCAUGUAUCUAUGAUAAAAAAAGUUGGCGAGUUACAAAGUGAUAGUUAUACCCCACGUUGUGGGUUAACAGGGUUGUUUUUUUCCAGAGAAGAGGUUGUUGAUAAUCUUCAAGCUGCUGCCAAAGAUAUGGGAUUCAAGUCACUUUUCUGGAUUAGAAGUGAUCAUAGGGCGUUGGGAAAUUUUCUUCAGCUUAAGGAAGGUAGUGAGGCUAUUUGUUUAACUCUUACAGCAGCUGUUAUAAGUGUGGAGGAUGUGGAACCCUUCCCCGAAGAUCUUCUACACCACUCGUUACGGCAAUCGACAGAGUCUAACAGGCGUGUAUUUGGGAAAGGAGUGCCACGAGGAAUGAACGCUUUUUCUGGUUUUGUCACUAAAAAUCCUUUUGUGCAAAACUUACCUAAUCGUGGCGUCUGGAUAUCCCAGGAGCAAUUUUUGCAAAAUAAUCUUCAACUUAAGAAAAAACUCACCUCAUGUGAAAACCCCUUCGUAUUAGUAGAAAUAGAACAAUGGGAGAUGCACAACGCGGAUCAACUCACUGUUCCUGGGAGGUUAGCACUGCAUCGUCCUGAAACCGAAUACCCUAAAUCAACUUCAAUUUUUACCUAA
Trypanosoma theileri is the source of this 933-nucleotide messenger RNA. RefSeq lists its product as uncharacterized. Lineage: Eukaryota; Euglenozoa; Kinetoplastea; Trypanosomatida; Trypanosomatidae. The transcript has a single exon. Bases 1 to 933 code for a protein of 310 amino acids. The record is from RefSeq and is a predicted model, not a curated record.